AUGGCUCGUCGACAGCAUUUAACACCGACCUUUAUUCUGGUCCUUGGAGUCUUCUUUACCUUGUCCUAUCUCUUCUCCGGACCCUCGCGCAGUAUUCUUCCUAAAUACCAAAGCGAUGUUGAACUGCCCCUGAAAGAAGCCCCUCGAUCUGAGUUCGCUGCUGACCUCGGCGCUCUGCCUGCUGGUCUCCUCGAUGGCAACUCUAUUGCGCCUAAGCUCGAGAACGCGACGUUGAAGGCUGAACUUGGCCACGCGACGUGGAAGUUUCUCCAUACGAUGAUGGCACGAUUCCCCGAUAAGCCAACCAAGGACGAUCGAAUGGCCCUCGAGACCUUCAUGCACCUAUUCGCCCGACUCUAUCCUUGCGGCCAGUGUGCGGCGCAUUUCCAAAAGCUUCUCGCCCAGUAUCCGCCACAGACCAGCAGCCGCAACGCAGCGGCCGGAUGGCUGUGCUUCGCCCACAACAUUGUCAACGAGAGGGUACACAAGCCUCUCUUUGACUGCGAAAACAUUGGCGACUUUUACGACUGUGGCUGUGGUGACAAGGACAAGAAGGAGGGUGGUGCAGAAACCACAGCAGCUGCCCAGGCCGAGGGACCGGAUCAAGAGCUGCACAAGCAUUAA
Molecule: messenger RNA, 624 nt
Organism: Fusarium mangiferae
Lineage: Eukaryota; Fungi; Ascomycota; Sordariomycetes; Hypocreales; Nectriaceae
Exons: 2
Coding region: 1-624 (207 amino acids)
Cellular component (GO): mitochondrion
Molecular function (GO): flavin-dependent sulfhydryl oxidase activity; flavin adenine dinucleotide binding
Source: RefSeq, a predicted model, not a curated record